UGCUGGGCCACGUGAGUGUCGACGCGCCGGCGUUGCGGUGGCGGCGGGCUCAGGCUUGUUUGGGUUCGGGGUUUUCUGCCCCGAGGUGGCGUGACCGUGUCAUGGCUGUUCCUGGGGUGAUCCGUAGGUUGGAAGACGUGGUGGUGAACAGGAUUGCUGCUGGCGAGGUGAUUCAGCGGCCUGCUAAUGCCAUUAAAGAAAUGCUAGAGAACAGUUUGGAUGCCAAAUCUACAAAUAUUCAAGUUGUUUUAAAGGAUGGUGGAUUGAAGAUGAUUCAGAUUCAGGAUAAUGGGACUGGUAUCAGGAAGGAAGAUUUGGAAAUACUUUGUGAAAGAUUUACUACAAGCAAGUUACAAAAAUUUGAAGAUCUUGCCAGCAUCUCUACAUAUGGAUUUAGAGGAGAGGCUCUUGCCAGUAUAAGCCAUGUGGCACAUGUCACCGUAACGACCAAAACUGCUGAUGCGAAGUGUGCCUUGAGGUGCAGCUACUGUGAUGGGAAAUUGAAAGCUCCUCCAAAACCAUGUGCUGGAAAUCAAGGCACACAGAUAACAGUGGAAGAUCUCUUCUAUAAUAUUGCUACACGAAGGAAGGCUCUGAAAAAUCCCAGUGAUGAGUUUUCUAAAGUUGUGGAAGUUGUGAGCAGGUAUGCAAUUCACAAUUCAGGAGUGAGCUUCAGUGUGAAGAAGCAAGGUGAAACUGUUGCUGACGUGAGAACAUUGCCCAAUGCCUCAACCCUUGACAAUAUUCGAACAAUCUUUGGAAAUGCUGUGAGCAGGGAAUUAAUUGAGGUGUCCUUUGAAGAACCAAAAUUUGCUUUCAAAAUGAAAGGUUACAUAUCCAAUGCAAAUUAUUCUGUGAAAAAAUGCAUCUUUUUGCUCUUCAUAAAUCAUCGCUUGGUGGAAUCAAGUGCUUUACGGAAAGCAAUUGAAAAUGUUUAUGCAGCAUACCUUCCCAAAAAUACACAUCCCUUCCUAUAUCUGAGCCUUGAAAUAUUACCACAAAAUGUAGAUGUAAACGUCCAUCCAACAAAGCAUGAAGUACACUUUCUACAUGAAGAUAGCAUCAUCGAGAGUGUGCAACAAUAUGUGGAGAGUAAGCUGCUUGGUGCGAACUCCUCCAGAACCUAUUUUACUCAGACUUUGUUACCAGGGCCAGCCAUAACAUCCAGUGACAUUGUCAAACCUUUGGCAGCAUCAUCCAUGGUUCCAGGUACCAGUGAAAAACCAUGCCCUCGCCAGAUGGUGCGAACAGACGCCAAGGAACAGAAGAUGGAUGCUUUCCUUCAAUCGGUCAACAAGUUGCAUGCCGUGCUGCCUGCCGAUCCUCCUGCUACAGAAGUACCUAGAUAUCAGGACUCUGAGAUGUUGGAUGCAAGUGAUUUUGAAGUACCGUCUGUGAAAGAUGUUGAGAGCAUGGUUAAGACUGUGGAGAAACAUGUACAUCCUUGUGUUGAAGAUUCCUCCAGUGGCCAAUCCAGAAAGCGAUCAAGGGCCGAAUCGCCAAAUGAAGAAAAGGAAAUGAACUCCAGUCAUAAUAUGACAGCUGCUCAUCUUCCAAAGAGGCGAAUUAUUAAUCUAACCAGUAUACUCUCUCUGCGGGAGGAGAUCAACAGUCAAAACCAUACAGGCCUCCAAGAUAUGUUACAGAAUCAUGUAUUUAUAGGUUGUGUGAAUCCACAGUGGGCAUUGGUGCAGUACCAAACUAAACUUUACCUGAUCAACACUACUAAACUCAGUCAGGAAUUAUUUCACCAAAUCUUGAUCUAUGACUUCGGCAACUUUGGAGUUUUGAGGUUAUCGACCCCAGCUCCACUGUAUGAACUGGCCAUGAUGGCACUGGAUAGUCCAGAAAGUGGAUGGACAGAGGAAGAUGGUCCUAAAGAAGGAUUAGCAGAAUAUAUUGUGGACUUCCUGAAGACAAAAUCUGAAAUGCUGCAAGAUUAUUUUUCCCUUGGUAUUGAUGAGGAGGGAAACCUGACUGGAUUACCUCUGCUUUUAGAAAAUUAUAUUCCAGCCCUUGAGGGAUUGCCGAUGUUCAUCUUGCGUCUAGCUACAGAGGUGAACUGGGAUGAAGAAAAGGAGUGCUUUGAAACAUUGAGCAAGGAAUGCAGUAUGUUUUUUUCCAUCAGAAAAGAAUAUACACUGUGUAAUUCACCAGUCUUGCUACAUCUAGAUCAACAGCAUGAAGAACUUGGCAGUGACAAGUCUUGGAAGUGGUCUGUAGAACACAUUAUAUCCAAAGCUUUCAGGACUCUGCUCCUUCCACCAAAGCAAUUUGCAGAAAAUGGAACCAUCCUGCAGCUUGCCAAUUUAUCUGAUCUGUACAAAGUCUUUGAGAGAUGUUGAUCAAUUACUACAAGGACACAGCUAAAUAUCUGUUUAUGAACAUUUUAAGUGCUGCAAGUAAUAUUCAUUAUGCCAGUAGUAUUCCAAGUCUGUAGAAUUCUACAGUACAUUUCAUUUGUCUGUGCCACAUGUGAUGCUUACAGUAAUCCAAUUAGGACUUUAUUUGCCCAAAUGCUUUUCUGGAUGCUGUAAUUGUUUCUGCCUCUUGUAACUCCUGUCAGUUCAUUUAUGGACCUAAAUUGAGGGACAGUGGUUUUUCCCUCAAGGCAAAGUGUUGUUUUUUCAGUUGUACAUAACUCUUCAAAUAAAUCAAACAUUUCUUCAGUUUGAUCACCAGCAAGGCUUUAAGUGGUGUAAUCAUAUGCUGUAAUAAAUUUGUUCUAGCCAUUUAAUUUUUUAAUGCACAACCCGGUGUCAUUCAUUCAUUGAUUCUGAACUCGUUUUUUAUUCAAUAAAUGACAACCCUAAUUUAUCUUGCGCCAUCCUAUCAUAAGUAGCAAUGUAUUUGCAUUAUAAUAAUUUUGCACUUGGCUAAUGUUCCCUUCCCACAGUUGGACAAACAGAAAUGAACAAUUUACGUGCAGAGUAGCAGCAGUUCAUUUUUUUGCGGGUUUCUAUCUGAUAGUUGCUUGAGCCUCAAUGCUGUCUGAUCUUCUGUAAGCAUAAGCCCAACCCAAAUUAUUAAUGAAGUUGCCUUGGGCAGUCACUUUCUUGCAGUGGUCUAUAUAACAACCUUUGACUUAAAAAAAAACAAAAUUGCUCAAAAAGCUGAACAAAAUUUUAUUUGAUUCACAUUUAAGUGGGUCUCGUUACAUUUAUUUUUUUAAAAAGCUUGUUGUAUGUUGAAUAUGUUACAGAUAUUCAUCUGUAACAACACCAGAGGCUGUAAUUGAUAUUGUAAUAAUCAGAUCUGUUAUUGUUGGUAAUAAAAGAUUUUUACUUUGG
Molecule: messenger RNA, 3290 nt
Organism: Hypanus sabinus (Atlantic stingray)
Lineage: Eukaryota; Metazoa; Chordata; Chondrichthyes; Myliobatiformes; Dasyatidae
Gene: mlh1
Product: mutL homolog 1, colon cancer, nonpolyposis type 2 (E. coli)
Exons: 19
Coding region: 102-2345 (747 amino acids)
Biological process (GO): mismatch repair
Cellular component (GO): MutLalpha complex
Molecular function (GO): ATP-dependent DNA damage sensor activity; mismatched DNA binding; ATP binding
Source: RefSeq, a predicted model, not a curated record